Messenger RNA from Penaeus indicus, 1170 nucleotides. Its product is annotated as sialate:O-sulfotransferase 2-like. Gene Ontology annotation, molecular function: sulfotransferase activity. The coding region runs from base 270 to 1136 and encodes 288 amino acids. Lineage: Eukaryota; Metazoa; Arthropoda; Malacostraca; Decapoda; Penaeidae. The transcript is spliced from 5 exons. The record is from RefSeq and is a predicted model, not a curated record.
UAACAAACGCAACAAGGAAGGGAAGAGAACAAGUCACUAACGUGCCAAGAUUAACUCGUAAAAAUACAAGAACAGAAGAGGCGACGGAUACACCCCCUGGGAUAUCAACGGCGAGAACAGAGAAUAAGGAACCGUUACCGAUAGGUGCUCGAGGCAAUGUACCCAUUCCAUUUCUACAAGUCACUCUCCCAGCAACGUCGCAAACACUCCACAAGUCACUGCUCGAGACAAACUCUACAUACCGAACAGCGAAUGCAAAUUUUACCCAUAUGGACUCUCAAACCCUGACUGAAACGGACUUGAAGAUGGAGCCGAGUCAACAACCGGCGUCCGAACCCCAGGCGACGGCCUCGGCGCAGAACCUUACCGUCAUCCAGCGUGACUACUCUCGGAAGCCGUCCGUGCUCUGGCCGCAGGACGCGAACUGUUCGAGUUAUAAGUUGUGGUUCGGGCUACGGGUACCCAGCACGUGGCUUCUCUCCUUUCCUCGCUCGGGCAAUACGUGGACCCGUUACCUGCUGGAGGCUGCUGCGGGCGUCGUCACCGGCUCCGUUUAUCAUUCCAAUUAUCUCAAAGGCUUAGGUUACAUGGGCGAGGACGACCCUCUGUGGUGGCGAACUUCCCUCGUCAUCAAGACUCAUUCACUCCUUCCUCUUCGCAUCCAUCCCGACUACCCUGUCAUAGCUGUCAUCAGGAACCCCGCCAGGUCUAUCCUGUCCUUUUGGAAUUAUUGGAAUAUAGAAGCAGAUUCACAAAAAUUUACUGGCUCCAUUGAUUAUUCUUAUUAUUUAACACCAGAAUUUCACGAGUUCGUACACAUUAAAUUGGAAAAAUGGAGGGCAACGUACGAAUAUGUCCUAAAGAAUACUACAAAACUGCAUGUGGUGUUCUAUGAAAAGCUCCGAGAAGACCCAAUAAAGGAGGUACGUAAGAUGCUGACCUUCUUGGGCGUUAAACCAGAUGAAGGUCGCCUUGCCUGCUUGAGUCGCCAUACAGAAGGGAGAGUGAAAGGAGCUCAGAAAGAAAAUGAUCCCUACAGUUUGUACGAGAAAAUGAACAUGUUUUCUGUUGUCCAAGCAAUUAAUGCUCUCUUAAAAGAAAGAGGAUUUACUGACUUACCUGAUUAUGAAUUUUAGAAGUAGGGUCUACUACAUUUUGCUCAUACAAGUU